GAUGCAGUGCUUGGCAUUCGGUCGGAUUUUGGUGGAUGGGCCGCGACGGGCUGUGCGUUUCCGGCGAUUCCUAUCGCACGGAAGAGAAGAUGCGAUGCAUAGGAGCCUGCCCUGCCCCUCCCCAAUCCAAACGCUAGGCCUAGGCGGCGGCGCGGCUAGGCCACCAGCGGGCUGCGGCGUGAGUGCGAGGCCGGCGGCGAGGGCCCGCUCAGCACGAGGCACGACCGCGCCACCCGCUGCGGGCGGACGGCGGCCAGGCAGCCAGACCUGAGCAGCGCCGGGCGGCAGGCCGCAGCCCGCAGCUCGCAGCUCGCAGGCGCGGCUCCAUCGCUCCUCCAGGUGCCAGCGACCAGCGGCGAGCGCCCUGAGCGCAAGGGACAACCGAGACCUUAACCAUCAAGGACUCAACCAUAAGGAGGAGGAAGAGUGGCAGUGCCACUACUGAUUUGAGAUCUUUCUUGGAAAGUUGCCUUGUAAUUUGAUGCCCGAGCAAGUGGGUCAUGUCUGAAUGCUUGAUGAGGCUAGCAGGCUAGUAGCCUCAAAAAAGAACUUGAGGUGCCCAAAACCGCGACUCCCAAAGCCCUAGGAGCCUCAAUUCCUCCCUACCAUGGCCAUUGCCCCCUACAUACUCCGCCUCUCCCCACCGCGGCUCGAAACUCCUCCCCUCCCCCAGCUCCUUCCUCGCCUCCGCCGCAGCGGGUCUGCCAAAGUAGCUGCUGUUGGCACCAGCUGGGCUCCUGCUGCCGGCGAAUCCAGUGAUGGUGUCAGCGGUUGGUGGGUCCCCGAGCACGAGAAGCCAGUGGGACAGGGGCAGAGAAAGACUGGGUUUGGGAUAGCUGUCCCUGUCGGGCUGGGAGCUUCUGCGGCGAUCGCCUUGGCCGGGCUGGCGUGGCAGUCCCCGUCAUCCAGGAACUGUUUACAGCAACUCGUAGUUGCUCCAUUGCAUUAUGUUCAAGAGAAAUUGUCACCAGAGUCAGCAGAGACACCCAAUGAGGAUACAAGUGACAGAGAACCUGAUGGAGUUUUCAGCACAACACCAGAUGAGAAGGCUGAAGCAGUUAUUGAUGAUUCAAUGCCAAAUAAUACAUCUGUUCGCAGCCAUUUUUUAUUUACAGCUCCUAUAGAUCCUGUACAUGAGGAGGCUUUCUCUAUAUUGAAGAAGCUACAGAUAAUUGAGAAAGAUGUUAGCCCCAGUGAUUUUUGUACUCGGAGGGAAUUUGCAAGAUGGUUCGUUAAGUUGUACUCAAAGUUUGAGAGGACAAGGAUGCAAAGAAUUGUUCCUAAUAAAUUAACUUCUGGCUCAAUCCAAAGUGCCUUUGAUGAUGUAAAUGUUGAUGACCCUGAUUUCUUGUAUAUCCAAUCUUUAGGAGAAUCUGGUAUUGUACCGAGUAAGAUAUCAAACUCCUUGGAAACUUCGACAGGUGGUUUUCCUAGUUGUCAGGGAAAUUCUUUAUUCCUACCUGAGAGUUAUCUCUCUCGUUUUGAUCUUGUUAACUGGAAAUUGCUUGUGGAACAUCCACGUGCAUUGGAAAUAGACCAAAAGAUGCUGAAUCAAAAUGUUCGCAUUUUGCAUAUUCCUGAUUGCCCAGAUGUGUCUCCAUCCAUGCUCAUAGAGCUGAUGGCUGGUGAGAACAACAUCAUCAGCAAAGUUUUCGGAAAUACAAGACGCCUUCAACCACUCAAACCUGUAACAAAAGCACAAGCAGCUGCUGCACUGACCAGUGGUAGAAUGGAGGAGGCAAUUCGGGAUGAGUUAAACAGAUUAGAAGCAGAAAACCAAGCCCAUCUUUCUGCCAUAGCUGAAAUAAUGGAAGAAUUAAUUAGUAAAGGAGAUAUACAACAACAAUGGGAGGAGAAGAUGAAAAAGGAGCAACAACGAGCUUUCGAAGUUGACAAGGAUCUUCAACAUGUGUUGCAUGAGCUUGCAAUUGAGAAAACAGGCAGAGAAAGAGAAGUAGAAGACUUGUUGAAAGAAAAAGCAGCUUUAGAGUGCCAGAAUCAGGAACUCAUAAAUCUAAGGUCAGAAAUUGAUGGCAUGUAUGAUACACUGGCAACCGAGAAUGCAAAGGUCAUGGCUGAUCAGCAGAAUUUGGAAAACCUAUUGUCAGAUGUAACCAGCAAGCAUCAAGCUGUCAAUGAAGCUAAAUCACACUUUGAAGCUGAAAAGGAAGCCCUUACAAUGCUAAGGACUUGGGUAGAGGAGGAAGGAGCAAAAGUUCAUGAACAAGCUGAGACACUCAAAAAAGCUGUACGAAGAUGGCGAGUCCCAGUAGAUUCACCCCUGCAAGCUAACUAGGCAUUGCAUCGUUUAAGACCUGCUCAAAAUUUUUGGAGCUCUUUGGUUUCAGCGCAUCUGCUGUCUGAUCUGAAUGAUUAUCAGUGGUGCUGAAUGGUUGACGACUCUUGUUCUCCGAAAUCCUCAUUUUCCAUUGGUGCUUCCUACUGACUUCUGUAAUUCGAGGGCACUGAGUUUCGUGUGGACCUGGUUCUUUUUAUCUUUCCGCUGGCAAAUGUAGAUAUUUUGUUGCCUUGAUGUUGUGGUGAUGCUUUCUCAAGUCUCAGUUGGAUCAUGAAUUCAAUGUUGCAUUGUGUGCAUACCUUGGUCCCA
Panicum virgatum (switchgrass) is the source of this 2608-nucleotide messenger RNA. RefSeq lists its product as uncharacterized. Lineage: Eukaryota; Viridiplantae; Streptophyta; Magnoliopsida; Poales; Poaceae. The record is from RefSeq and is a predicted model, not a curated record. The coding region runs from base 608 to 2296 and encodes 562 amino acids. The transcript is spliced from 12 exons.